Molecule: messenger RNA, 697 nt
Organism: Perognathus longimembris pacificus (Pacific pocket mouse)
Lineage: Eukaryota; Metazoa; Chordata; Mammalia; Rodentia; Heteromyidae
Product: 60S ribosomal protein L8-like
Exons: 1
Coding region: 1-660 (219 amino acids)
Biological process (GO): cytoplasmic translation
Cellular component (GO): cytosolic large ribosomal subunit; ribosome
Molecular function (GO): structural constituent of ribosome; RNA binding
Source: RefSeq, a predicted model, not a curated record
AUGUUUAUCAAAGGCAUCAUGAAGGACAUCAUCCACGACCCCGGCCGCGGUGCGCCCCUCACCAAGGUGGUCUUCCGUGAUCCCUACGGGUUCAAGAAACAGACAGAGUUGUUCAUUGCCGCCGAGGGCAUACACACGGGCCAGUUCGUGUACUGUGGCAAGAAGGCCCAGCUCAACAUUGGCAAUGUCCUUCCCGUGGGCACCAUGCCUGAGGGUACAAUUGUGUGCUGUCUGGAGGAGAAGCCUGGGGACGGAGGCAAGCUGGCUCGGGCCUCUGGGAAUCAUGCAACAGUCAUCUCCCACAAUCCUGAGACCAAGAAGACCCGUGUGAAGCUGCCAUCGGGCUCCAAGAAGGUCAACUCUUCUGCCAACAGAGCUGUUGUUGGUGUGGUGGCUGGAGGUGGCCGAAUUGACAAACCUAUUUUGAAGGCUGGCCGUGCCUACCACAAGUAUAAGGCAAAGAGGAACUGCUGGCCACGUGUACGGUGUGUGGCUAUGAAACCUGUGGAGGCUCCGUUUGGAGGUGGUAACCACCAGCACAUUGGCAAACCCUCCACCAUUUGUAGAGAUGCCCCUGCUGGACGCAAAGUGGGUCUCAUUGCAGCCCGUAGGACUGGGCGACUCCGUGGAACCAAGACGGUGCAGGAGAAAGAGAACUAAGGCUAAAGGGAUCAAUAAAAUACGUGUUUGGGCUAUU